UCUGCACGUUGCUGCUCUCGAGGAACCCGAUGUUUUUAAAAGGAACAUAUUCAAAUGUUCUGCUCUCAGUAGAUUUUUGACCGCGCUGUGAUGCAGACAUCGCUGGAAACCGAAGCCAAAGGCGUCUCUAGCAGCUGGUGAGACGUAUCAACAAUCGUAACAUCGUUGAUUAUCACUGGUGAAGGCUGUAAAGUGUAGAGUGUUUUUAAUUUUUCUGAAUAGGAUUUUUGAUAAUAAUUACCGCUCGGUGAGGAGUGAGAAGUGUGCUUCUUUGCAUCCAUCUAUCGGCGAUAGUGUUUCUGGUGCUAAUCGUUAUUGUGUGUUGGAACAGUGAUAGCGGCGGACGGCUACUUCUGAAUCACUUCUACCCGUUUCUUAGCUGAGCCAGUGAGUUGACAUCGGCAUAGACGUAUUCGAGGAGUCGUUUGGAUGUUUGAAAGAUUUCGGUUUUUUAUGAAACAGGCAACGGCCAGGUACUGACCGCGAAGUUCGAUUAUUCGGCCGUGUUAUCGCCGACCUCUCAAUAGAGCUCAGUGUUAAAUGAUUGUGUGUUUAUUUUGGCGCCAGCUGACGGACGUUUUCGAGUUUUGAUUGGUCCGAGGUUAACAUUAGUCUGGAUGAAUGAGUGAUCGUUGGCAGUAAAGGGAAUUACUCGGGAUAGGGGAACUCCCCUUCCCCAAAUAACUCCAGACGAAAUCUAUACGGAGAAGGAAUCCAACAUCAAGUGCACAAAACAAACAAGAAACGAAGUGAAUGAAGUGCAACUAAUCAGGAAAGCGUAGUACGAAGAAUCUUAUCACACAGAGUGUUAAAGUGUUGAAAAAAACAGUGUGAGUGAUCUUUAGAAACACAGUUCUACAGGACCAGCAAUACAAUGGCAACGCUCCUCUACACGAUCAUUGGCAUGACGGCCAGUGCGUCGUUGAACUGUGCAGUCCGGCGGGAGAUAUCGCCCUGUACCUGUUCGCCGCAUGGCUUCUUCGCCAAUACCAUCGAGGUGAAGUGCGAACAGAUGGAGUCCUUCCAUCAGGUGGUGGAUGCUCUGCAGGAUCGCUUCACGCCCGAUUACAACAUCUGGCUGACGAUAUCGCACUCGCAGCUGCUGGACAUGGCUACGCAAUCAUUCUACGAGAUGAACAUGAACAUCAAGACGCUCAAGAUGAACUUUGAUAAUUUGAGCCAGCUACCGGUAUCAACGUUUCAGAAUCUUGCAAGGUUAGAGUACUUCAGUGCAGCGGAGAAUCGACUGGAGGAAAUUCCGGCGGACAUGUUCCAACAUAUGCCGAAUGUUGGGACAUUAGAUUUCGCUAAAGGGAAUCUACGGUUCAUCAAUGGAGACACGUUCAAGCAGUUGCAGAACCUGAGGCAUCUGAUCGUGGCAUCCAAUUUGCUACAGCGGAUCGAUACCGAUUCCAUGCCGCGCACGUUGAUCUCUCUACAUUAUGGACACAACAAUUUGACCUCUCUGAACGGCACCCUACGACACUUAGAUGAACUGAAGUUGCUGUUCAUCAACGACAACCACCUGACUUCACUGGACGACGAACUACCAUUGGCUUCUCCCAACUUGAUCACCAUCUUCGCACAAAACAACAAAAUUGAUCACCUCCCGGUUGAAAUUAAAUAUCUCAAAAACUUGGACUCACUAUUCAUCAACAGCAAUGAGUUGCAAUCUUUCGAUGGACUCUUGUCACGAUCGGCCCAUCUUACAAAGCUGGUAGCCGUCGACAACAAAAUUACUCAUUUGAGAAGAGAUGAAUUCUCGGAAGCUGAACGACUAGAGGAUCUCCAAUUAUCGGAGAAUAAACUUACUAGUCUGAACGGUUCAUUGCUGAACAUGAAGGGCUUGAUCAUGGCAAACUUCAGUUUCAACCGGUUGAAUGAAUUCUCGCUACAGGAGGUGCAAGGACUCAGAAAACUAAGGAUUUUGGAUCUGUCCCAUAACCGAAUAGAGAAGCUUAUCGGACGAAUGGAAAAUCUCGUGGACUCCGGUUCGAUAAUCUACGAACUGAGGUUGCAGCACAACUUGAUCAAAUCACUCGACGGUACGCUGAUGGGACUGAACAACUUGAAGAUCCUCAACGUGGCCCACAACAGACUGGAAAUGAUUACACCCGAUGAUCUCAUUGGCAUGGAGAACCUGGAACAUCUGGAUCUGUCGUUCAACAAGCUUAAGACGCUGGAGGAACUGUCCAAGACCUUCCUCCCUUCGCUACAAUCGGUAAACGCAUCCUACAAUCUGUUGACCACAAUGGACAAAGAUUUCCACGGAUUGCCAGUACUAUGUACGGCCGAUUUAUCCAACAACAUGAUCCGAGUGCUUUCGGUUGAGCUGGUCUCGCAGACAAGAUGCAGCAAUCAUGGAGUACCGAACAAGCUGGAAAUUUUCUUACAAGAGAAUCCUGUCCUCUGCGACGAAUCCCUGCCGGAGUUGGUAUCCCAGAUGGAGUCCUAUCACACCCGGCUGAUUGGAAUCGCACACUGCAUCGUACCCCAACAGAUACCAAUAGAUUCGCCCAUUUUCAUGCAGCCGCCAAUUCCGUUGCUGAAGCCAUUGAUGAAACCUCAGCUGCCGAUGGUACCGGCUCCAGUAAUGAUUCAACAACCAUCGAUCGUGCAAAUACUGGUGCCAGCCCCAUUAGUAGUCCAGCCACCAGCCUUUGCAGAUGCUGCAGCAGGACUUGUUCAACCCGUUCCGUCGGUGCAAGGCAUCCAAGAUCUACAGCAGCCUCCAGUUGCAUCCCCUCCACAAAUCGCACAUAUCCCACAACAACAACCUUACGACGAACUGAAGUAUGAUGCCCAACCGGAAAUAGCAGCCGAAUCAGAAACCUACGCCCCUCCCCCGGAGGAAAAUGAUAUAGCGAAAAUCAUUACGCCCACAAGUACGACGAUGAAAACCAUUCUCGAAUUUAAGAACAUUAUUCACGACACUUUCUCGGCGAUACCGCCAGAGGUUUAUCCCCUGCCGCUAGAUAAGGCUCAAGGUCUUGCAACGGAACCGGAAGAACCACCGGAAACGCAGCAAGAUCAAGGCGUAGAUGUAGACGAACAUUGAGCAUUAUAGGAAUAGCUUAUUUUUCCUUUUAGGUAUUAAAACAAGCUUGCUUCAAGUUUGAUCACAGAGCAAAGGCAAGCAAGCUAGAUACAAUUCCACACGCUUUCGACACUAUUGACAUAUAGGAAAGUAAAAAAUACAAUGCAAAUCAAAUAUAUAAAAGUUUGAUUUAACAAUGCAUAAUAUGGCAUCGUAGAGUAUAUUUUUGAAACUAUGUCUGUCAAUGUUACGAAAAAAUAACCUUGGCAAAUCGUAGCAUGGCUCUAGCACUGAUUAAGUGAUAUCUGUUCGUUGUCUUUUUGAUCUUCAGAGCUACUGUAGAUUUGGCAAUGCAAUGUUUCUUCAUGGGUGAACGCUUCGCGCUAUCCCCAUUUAGCGCUGGGAGACUCUGGUCUUCAUUAAUGAAAACGAUCGAUCAAAGCUAGUUGUAGUUGUUGAACCUCUAAGCAAUGCACAAAUGUUUAGAGUAAAUGUCAGUCGUAGUAAUUACUCCAGGUUUCUCUCACUCUAUAACAUGUUUGACGUACAUUUUACACAUGACAUAAUUAUUGUUUUAAAAAACUUAGAGACUAUUCUUGUUAACUGGAGAAGCUAGGAUAAGGUUAAUAUGAAUCAUCAUAUACAUUAAAUAUAUGUGCCAUUUAAAAUGUAUAGUUCCAACUGUGACCGUCUUUCUAUCAAUAUUACUUUACAUUCACACGACUUCCUCAAACAUCCUCAAUGCCGUUACUAUCAAUUUGUAUUUAUUAACAACUAAUCAAAUGGGGCGCAAAAAGCAAAAAAAAUCUUUAGGAAGAACCCCUGCUAAGAACUCUGGUAGAUUUAAUCCAACAGCAUCAUUUCAUGACAUUUAACUCCACGUGAUUUCUUCUAUGCUAACAUGUGGAACACAAGAUAACGAAAAUAAUUGUAAGAAAAGUAUUUCACAAUGACAGCACUGUAUGUAGAUUGUUCGAGCAAUGACUACAAGGUUCAAAAGAGAAGGAUAAAGCAUGACGGAAAUGAUACAUCAUGAUUGAAUAUCGAUUUUGUACGGAGUGAGCAGUAAGAGAUUGGAUGAUUAAAAUCAGUAGUACAACCUUUCACACUAUAUAAAACAUAUGGGAUCUGUACGAUGUAGUGCAUAGUUGCAAAUAAAAAGUCACAAAUUUACACAA
Messenger RNA from Aedes aegypti (yellow fever mosquito), 4215 nucleotides. It is a transcript of the gene ltl, whose product is annotated as chaoptin. The coding region runs from base 875 to 3058 and encodes 727 amino acids. Gene Ontology annotation, cellular component: extracellular matrix. Lineage: Eukaryota; Metazoa; Arthropoda; Insecta; Diptera; Culicidae. Gene Ontology annotation, molecular function: protein binding. The record is from RefSeq and is a predicted model, not a curated record. The transcript is spliced from 4 exons.